Molecule: messenger RNA, 2067 nt
Organism: Fusarium fujikuroi IMI 58289
Lineage: Eukaryota; Fungi; Ascomycota; Sordariomycetes; Hypocreales; Nectriaceae
Exons: 4
Coding region: 1-2067 (688 amino acids)
Biological process (GO): DNA-templated transcription
Molecular function (GO): DNA binding; zinc ion binding
Source: RefSeq, a predicted model, not a curated record
AUGGCUACAUCAAUUCAACCACCGCGACAAAGGAGAUUCAUCAAGAUUCGAUCAUUCCGAGCCUGCGUGGUGAGUUACGUCGUGUCACACUCGUCUUGGGAGCACGUUACAGCACAGAGAAAUUCCUCAAGCGAUUGCCUCAAUACACUUACCUCAAGUACUCAGGAAUAUCUAGAAAGCUCCCAGCAAGAUGGAGCUGUGUCACCACCAACCAAAUUCAAUGUUCUGCCUGUUACAUCCGCAGGCCAUGUUAUCUAUAUGGGCGAAUCUGCGGGUUUUAACCUCCUCCUCAGUGGAAGCCAAGGCCCGGUAGUGCAUUUCCCUCUGCCUCGAGAUACUCUUGCACUGUCAAUACCUGCUGGACUAGACCCCCUCGAAACACGGAUCCUUCAGCGCAGAGGGGCCUUUGUACUGCCUCCGAAAACGCUUUGCGACGACUUGAUAGAGACUUUCUUUGCUUGGGUUCACCCGAUUGUACCCGUUGUCAACCGCACAAAAUUCAUGUCACAAUAUCGAGAUCCUAAAAGCCCCCCGUCGAUGCUUCUCAUACAGUCUAUCUUGCUGGCUGGCGCCCGAAUAAGCACAAACCCACAAUUAAUGGUUGAUGGAUCAGCUUCAACAGCUGUUGCGACAUUUUAUCGACGCGCCAAAGCCCUUUAUGACGCCGACUAUGAGCGAGACGGAAUUACCUUGGUGCAGUCGAUGCUUCUAAUGGGAUGGUACUGGGCUGGCCCUGAUGACAUAUCCAAGAACAUGUUCUAUUGGAGUCAAUCCGCAAUCGCUGUUGCUCAGAAUCUCGGUCUUCAUCGCAGCAUGGAAAAUUCAACAUUGUCAAUCAGUGAAAAGAGACUCCGCAAGCGCAUUUGGUGGACGCUAUUUACUCGAGAUCGCACUUUAGCUGUUGGCCUGGGGCAGUCGGUAUCCCUCAACCUCGACGAUUGCGAUGUCGAUAUGAUCGCCGAUGAUGACUUCAUCGAGCAUGAUGGGAAUGAUAUUCACGAAUACCCACCAGACCCAACUCAGGUGGGAUUCUUCGUUCAGUACGUGAAGCUGUGUAAGCUGAUAGGACUUGUCGCAUCCAAAUAUUCCAACAUAUCCAGUGGUGGUCAAGACUGGGAUGGUAUCAACUCUAUUGCUACAUCCCUAUCCAAAUGGAACCAGGAGUGCCCUGCUCCCAUGCGCUGGGAACGAUCAAAGCACCAUUUCUGGUCUGGGAUACUCUACUUGCACUACUUCAGCGCUUGCUGUCUGCUACAUCGGGCAAGUUCACCUCGAAACAGAAAGACUUUGCAGGAUACAAAACAAUCCUAUGGAUUACGAGAUGGUACAGUUGGCUCAGCCAAUAUGAUUACGUCGAUUGUUGAAGCCCUCAGAGACAAGCAACAGCUACGCCGCUGUCCUCCAUUCAUCGUCCAUAGUCUCUUUUCAGCAGUUGUUAUACACUUACACGUGUCGAAUACGCCGAGUCCUACUACCAGGAGACUUGCCCGUCGACGAGUCAGCACCUGCUUGGAAUCCCUGAAAGAUUUAGCGCAAGUGUGGGCGGUUGGACGAACAGUAGUUACAAUGAUUGAAACGAUUUCUGGCCUCAGCUGUGAUGGGAAGCCGUCCUCUCGCAAGGGCGAAGUCGUUAUCGAUCUGGGAUGUGCCGACACUUCAGAUCAGGCUUGCAGCCCCGACAGUCGAAGCAUAACUACAGACGUUAGCGAUAAGACCCAGGCACUCCACGACCCCCCAGGUUCUUACCAGACACUGCCCUAUCGCGAAGCAUAUACUCCAGUUGUCGUAGAUUCCCAUACGGAAUUCCCCACCGCCUACGACUAUCCUUCAAAUUUCGACCUCGGUGUUCUUCCAGCGCAAAUUGACUCUAGCAGUCUAUUACCAGAUGCAUAUAUUCACUCGGGACUCCCACCGGGCUCGUUCUAUGUUGAUGACACAGCCCAAAUUUGUAACCCAAUAACAGAUGCAAGUGUCCCGUCAUGGGAUCAGUUUCAGAUGGGCUGUCAGCAAGACUACAGUAUUUCAGUGCCUUGGAGUCUCAUCCCAGAUCCACCCAUAUUUCUAUAA